Molecule: messenger RNA, 687 nt
Organism: Oncorhynchus tshawytscha (Chinook salmon)
Lineage: Eukaryota; Metazoa; Chordata; Actinopteri; Salmoniformes; Salmonidae
Product: salivary glue protein Sgs-3-like
Exons: 2
Coding region: 1-687 (228 amino acids)
Source: RefSeq, a predicted model, not a curated record
AUGAGGAUGAAAAGAGAGGGACAGCUGAGGAUUCAAACCAAGAGGACCUACACCAAGAGGAGCCAUACCAGGAGGACCUACACCAAGAGGACCUACACCCAGAGGAUUCAUACCAAGAGGACCUACACCCAGAGGAUUCAUACCAAGAGGUCCUACACCAAGAGGACCUACACCAAGAGGACCUACACCAAGAGGGUCCACACCAAGAGGCUUCAUACCAAGAGGACCUACACCAAGAGGAUUCAUACCAAGAGGACCUACACCAAGAGGAUCUACACCAAGAGGAUCUACACCAAGAGGACCUACAUCAAGAGGCUCUACACCAAGAGGUCCUACACCAAGAGGACCUACAACAAGAGGAUCUUCACCAAGAAGAUUCAUACCAAGAGGACCUACACCAAGAGGAGCUACACAAAGAUGAUUCACACCAAGAGCACCUACACCAAGAGGUUUCACACCAAGAGGAUUCACACCAAGAGGACUUCCACCAAGAGCGUUCACACCAAGAGGACCUACACCCAGAAGAUUCACACCAAGAGGAUUCACACCAAGAGGUCCUACACCCAGAGGAUUCACACCAAGAGGACCUACACCCAGAGGAUUCACACCAAGAGGCCCUCCUCCCAGAGGAUUCACACCAAGAGGCCCUCCUCCCAGAGGAUUCAUACCAAGAGGACCUACACCUAG